UAGAAACGAAGCAGGCCUUUGUCACCGGAUGAAGUUCACGUCCCUUCAGUUCAGUUCCGGUAGAAAUAGUGUGCAUCAAGUGAAGUCUGCUUGCAAAUUCAUUUGGACGAACUUCUCGGCCAACUUAUCCUGUAAAAUGUCCCGAGGCUCGAGUGCAGGGUUUGAUCGACACAUUACCAUCUUCUCUCCUGAGGGCAGACUCUAUCAAGUCGAAUAUGCUUUCAAGGCCAUAAACCAAGGUGGGCUCACGUCAGUAGCAGUCAGGGGAAAGGAUUGUGCAGUUGUUGUAACACAGAAAAAAGUACCGGACAAGCUUCUGGAUGCCUCCACAGUGACUCACCUUUUCAGAAUAACAGAUAAUAUUGGAUGUGUAAUGUCUGGGAUGACAGCCGAUAGCAGGUCCCAAGUCCAGCGAGCUCGAUAUGAAGCAGCCAACUGGCAGUACAAGUACGGUUAUGAGAUUCCAGUGGACAUGUUGUGUAAGAGGAUUGCUGAUAUCUCACAAGUCUACACGCAGAACGCUGAGAUGCGACCACUGGGCUGCUGUAUGAUCGUGAUCGGCGUAGAUGAAGAGUACGGCCCUCAGGUGUACAAAUGCGACCCAGCAGGCUACUAUUGUGGUUUCAAGGCCACGGCCGCCGGAGUGAAGCAGACAGAAGCCACCAGCUUCCUGGAGAAGAAAGUGAAAAAGAAACUGGAUUGGACCUUUGAACAAACAAUCGAGGUAUCAUAA
Neolamprologus brichardi is the source of this 733-nucleotide messenger RNA. Lineage: Eukaryota; Metazoa; Chordata; Actinopteri; Cichliformes; Cichlidae. The record is from RefSeq and is a predicted model, not a curated record.